Messenger RNA from Aureobasidium pullulans EXF-150, 942 nucleotides. RefSeq lists its product as uncharacterized. Bases 1 to 942 code for a protein of 313 amino acids. The record is from RefSeq and is a predicted model, not a curated record. NCBI's taxonomy places the organism in Eukaryota, Fungi, Ascomycota, Dothideomycetes, Dothideales, Saccotheciaceae. The transcript has a single exon.
AUGCCCGACUCCGACGACGCCCUCCUGGCGAGGCUGAACGCUCUCCGUAAAUCACCUGUCACACUAUCCAAGACGUCUCCUCCCGAUCUGCCAGCGACUCCCCAGCGAACAGGAAACUCAGACCUGACCGCGAGGUUCCGCAGCUUGACGCCCAACAGCGCUGUCGCAUCGCCAUUCCAAGAGCCAGAAGACACAGAACACAAUGAAGAAGACGACAGAACAAUCGAAGAGUUGCUGCAAGAUCUUGGGCCCGAGGACCAAUGGUCUGUCCAGCGUGAUGAGGGCGAGCGUAUCCGCGACCUGAUGAGAGAAGCCAAGAGUGCACUGCCCGAAGAGACGGAGGAGCAGCCAAACAAAGAGCUGGAUAUUGAGGUUGAAGCUGCUGAGCCGGAGCAAGAUGACGAAGAGGAGGAUGAGAAGAAUGAGGACAAGAGGGAUGAUGAGGAGGCUGACGACUACGUUCAACGCGUUCUCGCGGAGCUUGCUUUGGAGAAGAAGUAUGGCGGGCCAGACGAAGAAGAUGAGCAAGAAGACGAGCGCAAGAAAUCGACUUCAGAUGAGCAAGAUGAGGGACAUGGUGGAUUGUCUUUGCCAUCAGCGCCUACGGAGCUACCGUCUUCGCCAGCGCCUGUUGAUGAGUUCAACAUCGACGAUGCUCUAUCGGCACGGUUCGCGUCCCUAUCGCUUCCUGGAGUACCUUCGUUCAACCCAGCCACGAAGCCUGUCAGCAUACAAAAAAGCGGACCCAAGUCGAACUUGCCCAAGUACACGGACGAGGACAUGGAGAGCUGGUGUUGCAUCUGCAAUGAAGAUGCUACGGUAAAAUGCAUGGGCUGUGAUGGCGACCUAUACUGCCAGGAAUGCUGGAGAGAUGGUCACGGAACUGGACCCGGUCAGGAAAGAGGUCACAGAGCACUCGCAUACGCCAAAGACGCUUCUUGA